AUGGCAAGACUUACUGAUGAUGCCGACUACGAUGCCGGCGAAACAUCUGGGAAUGUACCAAAUCUACGGUCCGACUCUGGAAAUGCUCAUGCGUACUAUGUAUUCCGGACAAGAUGCGUUCCUCUAGGCCUUCCUGCUAAUAUGACCAAGUUGCAAGACCAAGGUCAAACCACUUCUACGAAACUGGAUUGUCGCGAAGUCAAGAUUGGUGGAUUGCGCAAGGAUUUCACGACAUCGAUGGACCUUUGA
Messenger RNA from Protopolystoma xenopodis, 249 nucleotides. The record is from the annotation of a GenBank genome assembly. NCBI's taxonomy places the organism in Eukaryota, Metazoa, Platyhelminthes, Monogenea, Polystomatidea, Polystomatidae.